This is a messenger RNA of Adelges cooleyi (spruce gall adelgid), 4663 nucleotides long. RefSeq names its product xanthine dehydrogenase (gene ry). The coding region runs from base 149 to 4096 and encodes 1315 amino acids. Lineage: Eukaryota; Metazoa; Arthropoda; Insecta; Hemiptera; Adelgidae. The record is from RefSeq and is a predicted model, not a curated record. The transcript has 25 exons. Gene Ontology annotation, molecular function: 2 iron, 2 sulfur cluster binding; molybdopterin cofactor binding; FAD binding.
AUAGAAGUUAUACGAUUUAAAAAAAAAUAAUAUAAGUUUGAUAUAAUAUUAAAACACCUAAGGAAUACUUUAAAACAAACUUUUAUAUUCAAUUAUAAUACUAUAAACGUUUUUACCAACACAUUCACACGUUAAGCUAAAAAAUAUUAUGGAAAAAUCAACAUCGAUUUUAGUGUUUUUUGUCAACGGUAAAAAGGUUGUCGAAUCAAAAGCAGAUCCGCAAUGGACACUAUUAUAUUAUUUGAGAAAUAAAUUGAGUUUAAUGGGAACUAAAUUGGGAUGUGCCGAAGGAGGAUGUGGAGCGUGUACAGUAGUGAUAUCCAAAUACGAUAGGAUGAACAACCAACCCUUACAUUUAGCCGUCAAUGCUUGUUUAUGUCCAGUUGUCAGUAUACACGGUUGUGCUGUAAUUACCGUUGAAGGUAUAGGCAGCACUAAGACCAAAUUGCAUCCUGUACAAGAACGAAUGGCGGCUAGUCACGGAUCGCAGUGCGGUUUUUGUACACCCGGUAUUGUGAUGUCGAUCUACGCCAUGCUAAGGGCUUUAGACAGACCACCUAAUGAUAAAGAUCUAGAGUACGCGUUACAGGGGAAUCUGUGUAGGUGCACGGGCUAUAGACCAAUUUUGCAAGGAUUAAGAACAUUAAUGAGUGAGGAUUACAUUAUCAGUAACAGAUGUGCUAUGGGCGAGCUUUGUUGCAAAAAGACGAAAAUAUUUGAAGAUCAUCCCACUGACACAUUUGACGCCUCCGAAUUUUCGCCAUACGACCCGACUCAAGAACCAAUAUUUCCACCGGAACUCAUUAUAAACAAAAGAUAUGACGAAGAGUAUCUGAUAUUUAGAGGAAACAAAAUAACGUGGUACAGGCCAACUACGCUCCUUGAACUAUUGGAACUCAAAAAUAAGUUUCCAAAAUGCCGGCUUAUUGUUGGAAACACAGAAGUGGGAGUUGAAGUAAAGUUCAAAAACUGUCAGUAUCCCGUGAUGAUACAGCCGACUAAAAUACCAGAGUUAAAUGUCAUACAAGUUUCAGAAAAAGGACUUACAGUAGGAGCAGCUGUAACAAUUCAAAAAUUCGAAACUGAACUAUCAUAUUUGGCUAUGAACAUGCCGGAUUACAAAAUUCAAGUAGUAAAAGCUCUACUGGAUAUCAUACCUUGGUUUGCUAGUAAACAAAUUCGAAAUGUGGGAUGUAUUGCAGGGAAUAUUGUAACUGGAAGUCCUAUAUCCGAUUUGAACCCUAUACUUCUAGCCGCUCGUUGUCAAUUGAAAGUUGAAAGUCUUCGAAAUCGUCAACGACUUUUGACCAUGGAUAGUUUGUUUUUCACUGGCUAUCGGACAAAUAGCAUUCUCGCGGAUGAAGUAGUCAUAGAUUUGUUCAUUCCGUUCACUACAAAAAAGACAUUUUUCAAAGCUUUUAAACAGUCGAGAAGAAAAGAAGACGACAUAGCUUUGGUUAACGCCGCUUUUUAUAUAGAAAUUUCAGAGAAUGUGGUAAGAGAUGUGGAAAUCGUUUACGGUGGCAUGUCGGCCACUGCAAUUUUUGCAAAUAAAUCUAAAUCAUUUUUGAUUGGUAACCAAUGGUCAGAAAAUAUAUUGAACGAGGUGUAUCUAAAGUUACUCCAAGACUUACCACUAGCUCCCAAUGCACCGGGUGGUAUGGUGCUGUACCGAAAAACUUUAGCUUUAAGAUAUGCGGUGGACAACUUACAUGAUUCGAGAGUACCAAAAUAUGCUCAAUACUUUCAAAUAACUCCACAUUCACAAAGUCUUGAUGAUCCGGUGGGUAGGCCAUUCGUACACGCGUCAGCAAAACAGCAAACAACUGGGGAAGCGAUUUACUGUGACGACCUACCGCACUUGACCGGCGAACUUUUUUUGGCGGUUAAGACAUCAACACAUUCGCAUGCUAAAAUUACCACCAUAGAUUACAGCAAGGCUUUAUCCCAUCCUGGAGUUAUAACUAUAGUAGACGAAAAAGACUUACCGGGGGACCGUAACAUGGUAGGCGUGACGCCGUUAAAAGACGACUACGUAUUCGCCCGAGAAAAGGUAUUCUAUUUUGGACAAAUAAUUUGUGCGGUGGUGGCUGUGGAUCAGCUUGUAGCACAAGAAGCAGUACAUUUAAUUCGAGUGGAGUAUGAAGAGCUAAGACCAAUUGUUACUAUCGAGGAAGCUAUUGAAGAGCAACGUUUUCAUAACGGCCGAUGUUCGUAUUGGGAAAAAGGUUCAGUGGAACAAGGGUUCAAAGAGUCAAAACAUUCUCUGAAAGGUACCUUAAGGAUGGGCGGCCAAGAACAUUUUUACUUAGAAACUCAAAGCUGUAUGGUCAUACCUUCGAGUGAACAUAAUGAAAUCGAAGUGAUAAGCUCGACACAAUCACUCAGUGAGCUUCAGGGAAUCGUCGCUCAUUGUUUAAAUAUUCCGGCUAACCGUGUAGUGUGCAAAACAAAGCGCAUUGGUGGAGGAUUCGGCGGUAAAGAAACUAGGGCGUUUAUUACUACUGCUCCAUGUGCUGUUGCUGCUAUCAAGACGGGAAAACCUAUCCGAUGCAUGCUUGACAGACACGAAGACAUGUUAAUCACUGGCGGUCGACAUCCGUUUUUAUGUCAGUAUAAUGUGGGAUUUAACGGAGACGGUAAAAUUCUUGCUCUAGAUGUCACCGCUUAUAACAACGCAGGAUAUUCAUUGGAUUUGUCUGCAGAAACGAUGGAGAGAUGUGUAGCCCACAUUGCCAACGUCUACUACGUUCCAAACCUAAAAGUAUCCGGGUACGCUUGUGCUACAAACUUACCAUCCAACACUGCUUUCAGAGGGUUUGGAGCGCCCCAAGGGAUGUAUUUCGCGGAAGCUAUUGUUGAAAGAAUUACCAAAGAGUUCGAAAUUAAUCCAAUUGCAGUGCGAGAACUAAACUUUUUUCAGGACGGUCAGAUAACUCAUUACAAUCAAAUGGUACCGAGCUUCACAGUCAAGCAUUGUUGGGAAGAAGUGAUAAAAAGAUCAAAAUACGAGUCAAAAUUAAACGAAAUCGAGCGAUUUAACAAAAAAAAUAGAUGGAAAAAGAGAGGCAUAUCCGCCAUACCAACAAUGUAUGGCAUAGCGUAUGCUGGUCAUUCCAAGUUUCUCAACCAAGCUGGUGUAUUGUUGCAUGUCUAUUUGGACGGGUCGGUGUUGUUAGCCCACGGUGGAGUAGAAAUGGGCCAAGGACUUCAUACGAAAAUGAUACAAGUAGCCAGCAGAGGAUUGGGUAUUCCGCCGGGCAUGAUACACAUUAAAGAAACAAGUACGGACAAGGUGGCCAAUAUGUCACCAACCGCCGGCAGUUUUAGUUCUGAUUUGAACGGCAUGGCUGUACUGGAUGAUAUUUUUCAGAACGCCUGUGAAGUUCUCAAUAAAAGACUAGAACCGUAUAAGAAGCAAAACCCGAAUGGUUCGUGGAAGGAAUGGGUGAAUUCCGCUUAUUUCGAUAAGAUCAGCCUUUGGGCUCAGGGAUUCUACGCGAACAACGUUGUAGGAUCUACAACUGAGCAAGGAACUGUAAACCAUUACAUGUAUUUUACUAACGGAGCUGUCGUUUCCUGUGUGGAAAUAGACUGCUUGACGGGGGAUCAUGAAGUUUUAAGCACGGACAUAGUGAUGGACGUUGGACAGAGCUUAAAUCCAGCCAUCGAUGUGGGGCAGAUCGAAGGUGCUUUCAUGCAAGGAUAUGGGUUGUUUACGUUAGAAGAACUCGUGUACAGCCCUAAAGGAAUGUUGUACACCCGAGGUCCCGGUACAUACAAAAUACCAGGAUUUGCAGACAUACCAGUAGAGUUCACUGUGUCGUUAUUAAAAGGUUCUGAUAACCCUAGAGCCGUCUAUUCGUCAAAAGCUAUUGGUGAACCCCCCUUGUUUUUAUCGGCUUCGGUAUAUUUCGCUAUAAAAAACGCUGUAUAUGAGGCCAGGAAAGACGCCGGCAUCACAGGAUACUUUAGACUAGACCCACCGGCGACUGUAGAAAAGAUACGAAUGGCGUGCCAAGACCACAUCACUAACAAACUGCAGUUAACCGACAACGUUGAGAAUAUCGACUGCCCAUGGAAUACAGUCGUUUAAAUAACUGAUAUUUGUACGGCAAAUUACACAUAGUGUAUUUAAAGAAUGCAUCUGCAAAUAGUACUUUCACUAUAUAAUUAUACAUAAUAUAUGAUGUAAACGGUGGUUUGCUAAUUGCUUUUUAAAAAUUGUUUAUAUAGUUUCUAUGUAAAAUUGUCAAACUACCACGUGCCACCUUAUAUACAGUAUACUGUGUACUGUGUAAAAACAACUUAUAUUCACCUUGUACAAUAAAUAUAUCUUUAGGCUAUAAAUUUAUAAAUUUAAAUUAUUUUCUAUUGCGAUAUUCGAUGGCCAAAAAGAUAAUUUUUAAAACACAACUUAAAAAAAUAGUUGCAUUCAAUAAGAAAAUUAUUGAAUCCAUAUCUCGUUUUAUUUUGAUCUAUGCAUAUGAUACCUAAAUGUAAAAAUUCUUCGAUUGUCUUAGUCUGAGGAAUUACAUUAGGUAUUCCUUGCUAUCAGUAGUUAAAUUUUAACAGGACCGACUAAUAGGUCACUGUAAAUUUCAUAAAUCCUAGUUAAAUUCACGAAACUGCAGAGAGUGGUUUUAGAAAAUAUUUCAAUUAC